This is a messenger RNA of Tribolium castaneum (red flour beetle), 1526 nucleotides long. RefSeq names its product sialin-like. Gene Ontology annotation, biological process: transmembrane transport; monoatomic anion transport. The record is from RefSeq and is a predicted model, not a curated record. Gene Ontology annotation, molecular function: transmembrane transporter activity. Gene Ontology annotation, cellular component: plasma membrane. NCBI's taxonomy places the organism in Eukaryota, Metazoa, Arthropoda, Insecta, Coleoptera, Tenebrionidae. The transcript has 5 exons. The coding region runs from base 78 to 1526 and encodes 482 amino acids.
GCGUAAAAAUAAACGUUGUUUAAAAUCUAUUUUUUUUUCGAAAUUUUUGGAAAGUCAAAAAUCCCAAACCUGUCAAUAUGGACAGCUCUGAGUCGCUCCAACAAAAAAAAGUUUCCUGUUUGCCCCAACGCUACGUCACGGCUCUCAUGCUCUUUAUUGGAGUUUACUCCUCUUAUAUCAUCCUUAUAAUGCCCGUGAAGGUGCUACCGCACAUUGCGGUACCACUUACAACUGGUCCCAGCGCCAGUUCGGCCUGUAACCGAACCACCAACUGGACGUUUGUCCCAAUCUCCAAGACGUUGUACUCCUGGGACCUAAAAGCCAUUAAACUAACCAGAGGCUCGUUCUUCAUCGGCUACAUGCUGUUCUUGAUCCCCGCGGGCGUUAUUUCGGACAAAUACGGUGGCAAAACCAUCCUAAGUGUCAGUACCUUGGCGGCAGCCAUCAAUUCGAUUGUAACUCCAAGUUUGAUCAAAAUCUCGAACGGGAACUACAUUUUGGUGGCGGUUCUGCGUAUAAUCGCUGGACUAGCCAGCGCGUCCUUGUUCCCCAGCAUCAACUCCAUCAUGAGUUAUUGGGUACCACUGUGUGACAGAGGCAAGUUGUCUGCAGUGGUAUACAGUGGCACUGUUUUCGCAUCUCUUGUAAACAACGUGGCCACACACCGGAUCGUCUACACCACGCGCAGUUGGGCGGCUGUUUACUACAUCUACGGGUCAAUUGCCCUCGUCUGGGCGGUUUUUUUCCACUUGUUGUGCUCCUCACACCCUUGGAACAACCGAUUUGUCACUCAGGACGAGUUGGGUUUUCUGGAACGAAACCUAGGCUCGAGUGUCACUCUUGGGGCUAAGCCCAUACCUUGGAAAUCUAUUAUGCAAAGUGGCCCAGUCUGGGCGCUGAUUUUCGCCCAUGUGGCGCACAUCUGGAUAUGGUUUGUCAUGGUGGUCAACAUCCCUGAGUACCUCAACCAGGUGAUCAGGCUUGAUUUUGCCGAAAGCGCCUCCCUGCUCAUCUACGCUUACCUGACCAUGGCAGUACUGGUUGUUUUUUUUGGGUUCUUGGUCGAUUAUUUGAUCAAAAAAGAAGUGGUUUCGUUGAUUAAUCUCAGGAUAAUUUUUUCGACUUUUGGUUUGGUGGGACCUGGCAUUUUUACACUGAGUGCUGCGUAUUCUGGUUGUAAUAAAACCACAGUUAGUGUUACCGUUGGUUCGGCUUUGGCAACAAUGAGCUGUUACUAUGCUGGUACUUGGGCCAACAGUCUCGAAAUCGCACCGAAUUAUAGCGGCGUUAUUAUGGGAUUUGCCAAUGUUGUGGCGUCCCUUUCUUGGGUUAUUUUACCGGAAGUUAUGGAAAAUCACAUGAGACAUGACACAUUAGAAGAAUGGAAAGGUGUGUUUUGGCUGCACUUGAUUGUUAUUUUCGUAGCCAACAUACUUUUCAUAGCUUUAGUUUCGACCGAUGAACAGGACUGGAAUAGUACCGAAGUUGACCCAAGCCCCUCUAGUAGUUUUAUAGUUCCCCAAUAA